Lathyrus sativus (Indian pea) is the source of this 462-nucleotide messenger RNA. The record is from the annotation of a GenBank genome assembly. NCBI's taxonomy places the organism in Eukaryota, Viridiplantae, Streptophyta, Magnoliopsida, Fabales, Fabaceae.
AUGCUUGGGGUUGGGAAUGAAGGAAUGUCUACACUACCCGGAUUGAAUCAAAUACAAUUUGAAGGAUUUUGUAGAUUCAUUGAUAGGGGCUUAACAGAAGAACUUUUAAAGUUUCCAAAAAUUGAAGAUCCAGAUCAAGAAAUGGAAUUUCAGUUAUUUGCGGAAACAUAUCAAUUGGUCGAACCCUCAAUAAAAGAAAAAGAUGCUGUAUAUGAAUUACUUACAUAUUCCUCUAAAUUAUAUAUAUCCUCGGGAUUAAUUUGGAAAAACAGUCUGGAUAUCCAAGAACAAAUUAUUUUUAUUGGAAACAUUCCUCUAAUGAAUUCCCUGGGAACUUUUAUAGUAAAUGGAAUAUACAGAAUUGUAGUCAAUCAAAUAUUGCAAAGCCCCGGUAUCUAUUAUCGGUCAAAAUUGGACCAUAAUGGAAUUUCAGUCUAUACUGCCAAAAUAAUAUCAGAUUAG